GUGACUAUGUGCUGUCUCAAACUCCUGGCGGCAAGGAGACGCAGAAGCGAUUUCCAGCCCAGUUCAGCAACUACCCCGGAAAGCCAGCCUUUUUUGAUGUCUACAGUCCGGCGAUCCGAAGCUUAUACUCCCAAGUCUUCUGGAAGGCACUCCCGCCAGUGGAUCUGCCGAAAGAGAUCGUGCAGCGAUUUGACGGUAAAGGCAUGGCCAUCGUAGGUUUCGAGGUCGACCAGGUGCGGAGAACCGAAGCCGGGGAUGUCUCUGUGCCCAUUUCCGUGGCUUACAACCACCACUUCGAGAGCACCAUCAUCGGAAAGCGUGCCGCCUUCGAGCACGCGUUGAUCCAGGGUCCUGGAGAUCCGCGCAUUCCUGAAAAGCACGGGCACGGAGCAGGCACUGCAUGGAAGCCAGGGCAGCAUGAGUGGGUCGUGCGGGAGAAGGGGCCCGGGGAGCUUCCUGCGAGCCAGAGCAUUGGCGGCGCCAAUGGCGGCGAGUAUCGCAAGAGCUUCCAUGGCUAUGCACCGGGCUUCGCGCAGGUAGUUGAGUCUCCGACUCAGAUCCAGAUUACGCCGAUGCAGAUUGACACGUGGAACAGGGACAAGAUGAACAUCUCUCACCCGACGCGCUUCGUGUCGGGACCUGUGCCCAGGAGCUCCCUGGCACCGAUCUCCGGACCCGACGCCCUCUAUUCCGGGUUGCUGGAGUGUCCUGUGACAUCUCGCAUUCAGAAGCAUGUGCCCGGUGAGGCGAUCGUCCGCUUGCAAGGGGGGCCGUGCUCAAGCCCACCAGAGUCAGGCGAUGAGUGCCUGGCCCUUGCUCGGUCGGCGCUUUUUGGGCAGCACCGGCGCUUCGUGCUGGAGCCGGCUCCGGCUGGCACCAUAGGUUGCACUGCCAUGGCCGACAGCCGUGAGAUGGACCUGGUCCGUGUCCACUUCAAGGCGAAUCACAGUGGGCGCUCCACGCUGAAGUUGCACCAGGACCCCCGGCUCCGCGGGACAGCUGACGCUGCCUGUGCCGCUGAUGCCAAGAAGUUUGUUGGAGCGAGCAGCCCUCUGGUGAAUGUGUCGGUGUCACUGGACCUGACCCUUGAGCAAGCGCGCAUAUAUCUGACAGGCCCUGCCUCCGUUUGGUUUGGUGUAGGCUUCAACGCGGUGGGCAUGGCUGACUCGCCUUGGGCGCUCAUCGUCGAUGGGUCGGGCGCUGUCACAGAGCGGAAGCUGGGACAUCACCAGGCCGGCCGGCUGCUGAAGCCGUCGGUUUCCAUUCAGGAGACGAAGGUCCAAGGAGACCUUAGGUCCCUGACGCUGACGAGACCCUUGAAGGGAGCUUCCUCGGAUUACUACACCUUCACCCCCUUCACGGAUGGGAGUGGCGAGCUCAAUUUCAUCAGUGCGGUUGGCAAUACUCCAAACCUGUCAUACCACAGUCAGCGCAGUCCUGGUCAGCUGACCUUUCUUCCGGUGGAUGUGAAUGGCGCUUGCAUCUGCAGAGGAAAGCCUAUUCCGUUUGGUCAGGGCACAGGCUCUAUGGAGUACCACCCCACCGGCCAACCGGAGGACCAGGGCUCUGGGAGCGUGGGCUUCAACAACCACUGCCCCGAACAACCCAGGAGUGACCUCUUGGCCAUGCGGAAUCCCACUUGUGACCUUCGCAACUACUCGGGUGGUCAGCUGGCAUGCCACCACAUGUGGUCCCUCCUGGAUGCCGAUCAACCCAUUCCAUGGCCGGAUCGGCCCCUUGAGUACACCUUGAAGUUCCGCUUCUGGGUCGAGGAAUACAACAGGUCUUAUCACACAGCCUUGCGGCGAGUAACGUGGGGAAUUGCCUCGCCCGUCGAGUACGACGUGCCCAAGUGCUCAGAAUCUGUGAUGGGCUGCUCCCGCGAAAGCGAUGGGAGCUGGAUUCACACUAUCAAAGGCACUUUCACUGGCGAGGGCGCGCUGUCAGCUGCCCACUUCCACUGCCAUGCGCCGACCUGUCUCUCCAUGGCGAUGUACCGCUGCCCCAAGGGGACGAAGGUUUGCGAUCAAACAACUGGAGAGCUCCUUUGCGUGGAGCGGCCCGUCUACGGCAACUCUUCCGGCGAUCCCUUCGCUGAGCCAGGCUACAUCUUCCAACCGCCGUGCUUGUGGGGCAGCGAGGAGUUUGGCCUGCAGCCCCCUCCAAGCGUGGAAGGAUUCGUGUUGGGAACGGUGAAGACGUCCAAUGCCACGUAUGGGCAUCACGGAGAGAUGGCUUGGCAGCAGAUGUACGUCUUUGACCCGACGACAAGCAGGGACACAGAACUAGUGUGA
This is a messenger RNA of Symbiodinium sp. CCMP2456, 2294 nucleotides long. The record is from the annotation of a GenBank genome assembly. Lineage: Eukaryota; Dinophyceae; Suessiales; Symbiodiniaceae.